GUUGAGUUGGUGUUGACCGUACCUGUCCAAGUCACACUCCUGUCUUCCACUUUCUUCAACUUUCUUGUUCAUAUUUUGGUCCGCAACUGAAUUUUCAGCUCACAAUUCUUUCCAUCCUCAGAGUAUUGGUUCAGUAUUUAAUGCUUACUAUGAAGGGAGUAAUCCAUGAAGAAUCAAAUAACAAAAUUGGUAGCCAAUGGACUUUACAAAGAAGCCAUUAACUUGUAUUCCCACCUCCAUUCCUCUUCUUUAUGUCCCACCAAAUUCACCUUCCCUUGUCUCUUCAAAGCCUGCGCCAAGCUAAGGGCUAUACCACAAGGUCAAAUACUCCAUACCCUUUUCAUAAAAUACGGGUUUGACACGGAUGUAUACGCAGCAACAUCUCUUAUUGGUAUGUACAUGAAAUUUGCAUUAGUGGACACUGCCUUGAAGGUGUUCUACGAAAUUCCUCAACGAAAUAUUGCUUCAUUAAAUGCUAUCAUUUCUGGGUUUUCUCAAAAUGGGUAUUACGUUGAUGCUUUUAGGAUGUUUGGGUUAUUUAGUGGUUCAUUGUUUAGGCCGGAUUCAGUUACUAUAGCUAGUGUUUUAUCAGGGUGUGUAAAUAUUAAUCAUGGUGUUCAAAUGCAUUCUUGGGGUAUAAAGAUUGGUGUGGAAAUGGAUAUAUAUGCGGUUACUUCGAUUUUGAGUAUGUACUUGAAUUGUGUUGAUUGUGUUUCUGCUACGAGGUUGUUUGAAUUGGUUAAGAAUAAGAAUGUGGUGUGCUAUAAUGCGUUUAUUUCAGGGAUGCUGCGAAAUGGGGUGGAGGAAGUGGUUUUGGAUGCGUUUAAGAAAAUGUUACUAGACGAAGAACCGAAUGAAGUGACUUUAAUAUCUGUUCUCUCUGCUACUGCUAAUCUUAAGAAUGUGGAGUUUGGUAGGCAAGUUCAUGGACUUAUUAUGAAAAUUGAGUUACAAUCUCAUACAAUGGUGGGAACUGCACUUGUAGAUAUGUAUUCGAAAUGCUGUUUCUGGUUAUGUGCGUAUGAAAUCUUCAAAGAGUUGGGUGGCAGCAGGAAUUUGAUAACGUGGAAUUCGAUGAUUACUGGAAUGAUGUUGAAUGAGCAAUCAGAGAAAGCUGUUGAGCUUUUCGUGGAAUUGGAAUCGGAAGGAUUGAAACCAGAUUCAGUAACAUGGAAUUCAAUGAUCAGUGGGUUUUUGCUGUUGCAAAAAAAGGCUGAAGCUUUUAUGUUCUUCAGGAAAAUGCUUUCUGCUGGUGUCGUUCCCAGUGUGAAAUCUAUUACUAGUCUUCUGACGGCGUGCUCUUCUCUAUCCUCAUUCCGUUUCGGCCAAGAGAUUCACGGAUAUACUUUUAGGAUGGAAAACAUUAUUGAUGAAUUUAUUUUCACCGCAAUCGUUGAUAUGUACAUGAAGUGUGGACAAUUUCCUUUGGCCCGGAAGGUUUUUGAUCAGUUGGAAGUAAAAUAUGAUGAUCCUGCUGUCUGGAAUGUAAUGAUUUCAGGGUAUGGAAGGAACGGGGAAGGUGAAGCUGCUUUUGAAAUUUUCUCUCUGAUGCUAAUGGAGAAAGUACAACCAAAUUCAGCAACUUUGAAUUGCAUGUUGUCUGUGUGCAGCCACAUCGGACAAUUGGAGAAAGCAUGGCAAGUUUUUAGCUUGAUGAUCACAGAUUUUGGCUUAACCCCAACCCUAAAGCAACUUAAUAUUAUGGUUGAUCUACUUGCUCGAUCUGGUCAGCUGGAUGAAGCUAGAGAACUACUACAGCUCAUCCCCAAACCAUCUGCAUCUGUUUUUGCUUCUUUAUUAGCAGCUUCUGAGCAAUUCUCUAAUGCUAAGAUGGGAGAAGAAAUGACCAAAAAGCUCUCAGAAUUGGAGCCAGAAAGCCCUGUUCCUUUUGUGAUUUUGUCCAACCUCUAUGCUAGACAAGGAAGAUGGGACGAUGCUGAAAGAAUCAGAGAAACAAUUGAUGAAAGGGGACUCGAAAAACUACCAGGCUACAGUACUGUAGGAGUGACAUAAACUAACAUCUUGUAUGUGCUAAAACUGGUAGAACCGACUACUAUUGGAUCUUAUGCCUGAUCUGCACUAACUGGCUCUCACUCUAAUUUUUUACUCCAAUCAUUGCCCCAACAUUCCUUGCGCGAGAAAAUCCAGAAUCGAUGUUAAAGAUGUUGGUGGUUAAAAAUUGGAGCAAGCACACAAUUGACUUCAUUAACCUUGCCACUUGUCGCAGAUCCUGUGAACUAACUUGGAAGCCAGGCAGUACGAAGAGUUGGAUCAAGCUUGCGUGCUAUUAGUGUGACAAUCUUCAUGGCCCAUGUGUUGCCUAAGCAAUUGUUUGUGAAGUCCUUUCCGGUCAGCUUCAUUCAAUUAGGAUGGUCAAAUUUGAAACUAACAGGAAACAUAUACAAGCUUAUAUGAUAAAAGUUUAAAUCACUGUGACGUUGAGAGUAUUGAUGUUGAAUGUGAUUUAUUAUGUCUCUAAGUUCAAUUGAAAUUCUCUAAUGGAGUUGCAGCAAAGAAAAAGUGAAGUGUUGGACCAAGCGCCUUUUUUUUUUUUUGAAGUAUAACAGCCAGUGCUGUUAAAAGUCAUCUCUUUGUCACUUAAAGCAAUGAAGCUAUGUGAAGAAAGGGGCUCCUCAUAGGUGAAGCCAUGGGCUUCAAAAAGUGUGCGCUUCAAAUAAUGACGAAAAGGGUUAGUUCUUUGUUACUCGAUUUUGAGGAGUUGGAUUAACAAUGAUGUUCUGACCAUCUUGCGUGCACUUUUACUUUUUCAUAGGGUACUCAUUUUAUACCACCAGCAUAUGUUUCAGGAAUUCUACCAG
Molecule: messenger RNA, 2819 nt
Organism: Solanum dulcamara
Lineage: Eukaryota; Viridiplantae; Streptophyta; Magnoliopsida; Solanales; Solanaceae
Product: pentatricopeptide repeat-containing protein At2g02750
Exons: 1
Coding region: 166-2013 (615 amino acids)
Biological process (GO): RNA modification
Molecular function (GO): RNA binding; protein binding
Source: RefSeq, a predicted model, not a curated record